AUGUUCCACAAUCUCGUCUCGUGGGCGAUGAGCGAACGCGGCAUCUCCAUUUUACGCAGAACCGGUCUAGCCAUCCAAGCCGUCUGUGUCGUCAAUGCAUUUUGGGCCUACUACAGUGCAGAUAAAGAACUUGAACAGGCUCAGAAGGAGGCCAACGACACCAAGAAAGGUCUUGAACGCCUUCUUAUCGCGACGACCUUCCUUCUGAAACUUGAGAAAGCCCUACGUCGCCGCCAGGAAAAGGUUCUGAAGAAGGCGUUGCAGAACACGGGUGUUUUAUCGGAGACGGUGGUCGAAGAUGCGAUUGACAAGCUGUUUACGGAGGUUCUUCCUACUGCGGAUAUCAAGGAGUUUCCUGAUCUGUUUCACGAGAUUUUUGAGGGAGAAGAGGAGGAUUCGAAUUUGUGCCCUUGA
Molecule: messenger RNA, 414 nt
Organism: Aspergillus chevalieri
Lineage: Eukaryota; Fungi; Ascomycota; Eurotiomycetes; Eurotiales; Aspergillaceae
Exons: 2
Coding region: 1-414 (137 amino acids)
Source: RefSeq, a predicted model, not a curated record